AUAUUUCAGAAUAAAUGAACGCUUUCACAUGUUCGAAAAUGAUAUUUUUCGGUUUUUUUUAAUCACAACUUCGCCAUUUGUGGAGCUACAAACAACUUUGAAAGGGAAAAUUAAUCAUCAUAAAAUUCUGCAUAACUUUGCCGAUCUAGGCGACUUCACUUCCUAUCCCUCAAGUAGCAAACCUUCCACAAUGCUUGCAAUGUUGUCAAAUGUUUUAAUCAUAGGCCGAGGAAAUUAGACAACCCAGCAAAGCAGUCCGCCAGUGAUGCUAUUUGUUUGAAUUCGUUUAUUCUGGUUUAAAUUUUGAAUGUAUUUUCAAAAAGGAGAUUGAAAAAUCCGAAAUGAGUUACCGGGAGGUAAUUCCUGAUCAGAGCACCCUUGAUGGUGGUAGAGAAAUAACUUUAAACACAGGAGGCACCCAAAGCACACUGCAAGAUAUUAAAGUUUCAGAAAAGGCAAACGGGUACUGCUAUAGACCAUUCGCGAAACACACCAGAAACAGAUUUAUCUAUUGGAGAAUCAAUCGCGAUGUCUUGGAGUUAACCGAGCAAAGUCUGGAUGUAAACCUAACCGGAAACAAAAUCAAGUACAGGUUUAUAGACACACCGAUACUCGACGGAAUUACAAUUUACGAAACUCCGGAGAACGUUAUAAUAUUGGUGCCUACGGUUUGCAGCGUGCACAGAUUGAUUUUUCUGCAUCCUGAUUUAUUGCAGGGACAUGCCGAAAGCUCAGGGUUUCAUCCAGAUUUAACAAUACCGUCUAUUUUUGCCGAAACCCCUUCGUCACGUAGCCAAGAUUCUGGACUGUUUAAUGUCUUCACAAAUCCGAAUGCAUCGAAUUCAGAACUACCACAAGUAGCUACAUCAUUGUUAACUGCUACUAAAGAAGCGAUAUUUUCAUUCAGUUAUCCGUCUGGAGAAACAUUGUUGGUUACACAAAGUGCAAACGGUAGUUGUGUUACAAUUGAGCUCAAACACGAAAGCUUUGUCCCGCGUUUUAUAUUUGGCAUAGCAGAAAAGUUAUGGUCUAAAACACAUGCCGAUAAUGUAGUCGUGAGUAUGUUGCUGCACACGUUUGGUAACGAUACAUAUGCUUUGACAUUAUGCAAAGAUGGAAAUCUACGAGUUUGGUGUUGUGUAAAGGGCACUUGCAUAGCCGUUCACAAUAUUGUGUCCGAGAGUUACGCCGGGGAAAAUAGUUUCGUUAACGGAACCCACAAUCACGUCCUUAGAAAAACCGAGGGCCAAUCUAGAUUCGAACUAACCCUAGUCGUCUUUAUGAAUUUAUCCGCGGAACGCGAGUUUCGCGUUUUUUCGGUAUAUAUAAAUUCGGGCCAAUUCAAAAUCGCGAAAAGAAAUACUUUGUAUUCUCCUGGUCAAAAUUUGGUGGAUUUCAAUUUAUCUUCGAAUCAAAUAUGGUCUAUGUGGAGAAGCGAAGAUGGGGAAAUUUCGGUGUAUUGCGCCCCGUUAGUGACCAACAGUAGUAAAGGAACUUAUUGGAUUCCGGCCAUGUUGGAACCGGUGCCAGAUGCAAACUUUGUACCCGAUAUGGAUUCCUUCGAUCCUCGCCAAGCGUAUUUGAAUCACAUAUUUUAUCCUUCUCGUUUUCCGCUGCACAUAAUAAGUAAAGCGCUAAGUAUUUAUAAACCUACACCAAUUUUGAGCGAUGUAAACUUGUCGACGAGUAUUCUGAAACAGCGCGUUUGUUUGGCAGUUGAGGGCGAAAUAGUGAAUGAAUUAAAAGAAGGUGAAGUGAAUGAUGAAGAUUAUUUGGAAUGCGCGUACAGAUGUUGGGCCAAGUUUUAUUCAUGCUGCGUGCAGUACCACUACGUUGCAGGUCUUCAACCGCUUGGUUUGCUGUUGUUACCCUCUGCAUCGGGAGUUGUGCUGUUGAAGAAAUCAAUGUAUUCGUUCCUAAGACCGCACGAUGCCUUAGAGCACAUGAUGUUGUGUUCGGAUUAUGCGACAGUUGACGAUUUUGUCAACCACCCGUUAUUGUCGAGAGAUAGAGACGUAACUGAGGAUGUUUUGAAAUUGAUGUCGGUCGUUGUGUAUAUGGAAACUCAACUUAGCGACUCUUUCGCUUAUACUUUUGAAAGAGAACUAUCACAAUUGCGAUCACCGGAUGUUAUUGUGUCGGAAUUAAUCACAGAAAUUAUGACCGAACUUGAACCUUUAUUGCAAAAGCUGAACGAUUGCAAGGACAUUUACCAGGCAAUGCAUAAACUCUUAGAACUGCUACGGAUAGAGACUCCAGAUGAUUUGGAUAACGAAGUUGGAGAAGGUCUUCAGACGCUAAAUUAUCUUUUUAGUUCUCAUUUAGGCGUGUCGUUAGUUACUAAGUGCAUACACCAACAAGCUGUUGUUAGGUUUACGAUAUGCAGAAAUCUGCUAGUGAUCCAAAAAAUGCUACUACUGUGCGGUAAAUACGAUGGUAAUGCUCUCGAAGCUAUCCGCACAGUGUGCUUGCCCGAAAUAGUAAUAUUAACACGAGUCAGUUACGUGAUGCUGUACUUAACCGAGUUAAUAUCGUUACCUGUGUUACGAUCGGAAUCGACGGCGGUGCUGUUAUCGUCUCUCAAACUGAAUCCGGUAUUCAAUUUGAAAAUUCAUAAUCACCAGACGGUAACGCUCCUGAAUCUAUUUAUCACGUCGACUGGAGGUUUCGAAGCACACAAGAUGCUUGCAAAGUUAGGGCUUGAUGAGGAGAUUACGAUCGAUUGGAACAUUUCGCUGUUGCUGUACACUCAUCUUGUUAAUCAGUUACUUUGGCCACUUAGCGGAGAUGCUGCUUUUCCAGAGUGGCUUUUAACAAGCGGCCAACACAUCUGGCUCCAACAGUACUGGCGAUUGUUAAAGGAAUGGUGCGAAUGCAAUAACUGCACAAGAACAUUUUUGUUGGCCGUAUCGUUUCUUAGUACAGGCGAACAUCAUAAAGCGGAAUGUCUUUUUGUUAACGCCGCGAAUGGAAUCUUUAAGGACAAGUUUCUUAUGGACCGAAUUCUUACUAUUCCAGGAUCGGAAGAUAAGAAAGCUGAUGUUAAUUAUUACUUGAAGGUUAUUCAACUAUUCAAUUUAUAUGGCGCAAGAGACUGUGCGAUUAAUAUCGCUAACAUCGCGCUCAGUAUUGCCGAUCACUCAGAUCCGCAUGUUGCAACGUUGUACUCGAUCAAAUUUAAACACCACCUGGCUUUAAAGCACUAUGACGAAGCGUACAAUUCGAUUAACAUCAAUCCGGAUGAAGAACGAAAGAAAGACAACAUAAGAGAUUUAAUAAAAACAUUGUUCGACCGCAGAGAGUUGGAUCGAUUGCUAGUAUAUUCGGAUGUCGGUUUGGAUUUGCACUUUUAUAAGAUCAUCAUAGGACACGCCCGUUCUGCAGAUCCUAUGGACAAUUUAUAUUACGAUUUUCUGUACGCCUUCUUCAUUACACGGGGCACACCUCAAAUGCGCAUGGCCGCGACGGUUAUGUACGAGCAAGCGUUCCGCCUGCAACAAUACAAUACUGUCGAAGCUCUCGAGAAGCAAGUUAAGUCGUACCUUGCCUGUAUUAACGUGCUACAUUUAACGCCGCAGAAUGUUUCGCCAGUGUUACGACCGACUGAUCCAGAUGCGCCGCUGGAGCGCAUACAAUUACCAGCUUCUUUUGAUGAUGAUACUGAGGUUAUCUCACUUAAACCCAAUUUGGACGUGGUUUACAUAUCGGACGUAAAGAAAGAGUUGGAGCUGGCCAGUGCACGUUUGAGACUGUUACGAUAUAAUCCAGACAGUCUAGCCAACAAUUUAACGACCCCUACGGAAGUGGUGAGUUUCUUAUGCGCCGCCGGCAUCUUUAAGUACGCCUUGUUGUUAUGCAAAACCUUUGGUUUAAAAUACGAUGUCGUUUUCGACGCCCUCACGAAGCAAUGCAUUUAUUUAUCACGUACCGAAAAUCCAAAAGCGUGGAAUUGGCUCAUUGAGAAUGACUUGCACGAUUUAAAUAUAGUAGGAAGUUUUCCGUCUACCGUCGCUUGGAAUUUACUACAAAUGUAUUUGGAAGAGUACGAGGAAGAGAAUUCGUCUGCACUUCAUAAAGUGAUAUGCAAUCGCAUAAUUCAAUUGAAUUCGUUUAUACCACAAUGGAUUUUGAGCUCUUAUAAGAUUCGAAAUGCAUCUGAAUUGUUCAGGCUAUAUUUUAAUAAUGGAUUAGUGGAUGAUGCCGUGACAAUCGCAUCCGAGUAUCUUUUGGCAGCUCUUGGACACGGCAAGGAGUAUUACGGUUUUAGUCAUGCACUGUCGCCGGUUUCACCACAGUUUAACCUGCCGCUGUUCUUGAUACAGAAACUUCUUAAGGAAUUGGCCCUGCAAAAUGAAGAAAAUCCAGCGAAGCCAUUCGAAAAAGAAUAUGAGAAUCUUAGCGGCCUGUUGAAAGAUUAUUUGAAUACGGCACAGAGAGUGUCUAGAGAAAUGGUACAAAUAAAACUGAAACGUGCAGAGCUACCGUCAUGUGUUACAGUUGCAUUAUAAAUAAUUGUCAUUAUUUUUAAAUUAAAUAUUUUUUACCUUUU
This is a messenger RNA of Photinus pyralis (common eastern firefly), 4549 nucleotides long. RefSeq names its product nuclear pore complex protein Nup160 homolog (gene Nup160). Gene Ontology annotation, cellular component: nuclear pore. The transcript has 23 exons. Bases 342 to 4508 code for a protein of 1388 amino acids. Gene Ontology annotation, molecular function: structural constituent of nuclear pore. NCBI's taxonomy places the organism in Eukaryota, Metazoa, Arthropoda, Insecta, Coleoptera, Lampyridae. The record is from RefSeq and is a predicted model, not a curated record.